Molecule: messenger RNA, 1539 nt
Organism: Clarias gariepinus (North African catfish)
Lineage: Eukaryota; Metazoa; Chordata; Actinopteri; Siluriformes; Clariidae
Gene: cbx3a
Product: chromobox homolog 3a (HP1 gamma homolog, Drosophila)
Exons: 5
Coding region: 142-666 (174 amino acids)
Biological process (GO): negative regulation of transcription by RNA polymerase II; chromatin organization
Cellular component (GO): pericentric heterochromatin; nucleus
Molecular function (GO): chromatin binding
Source: RefSeq, a predicted model, not a curated record
GUAAUGACGCAGGGGGCGUGGCCAUGUACGGCGCGCACGUUUCUAAGCGCGAUCACAUCGCCGAGCCGUGCUGUGUGCUGAGAGCCGCUGAGGAGCUCCGAGCUGUGCUGUUUCUGUGGAUUUUAAUAAGCCAAAGUCGUUAUGGGUAAGAAACAGACCAGCAAAUCCAAAAAGGAGGUGGAAGAACCAGAAGAAUUUGUGGUGGAGAAGGUGAUUGACCAGAGGGUUGUGAACGGAAAAGUCGAGUUUUUCCUCAAGUGGAAAGGCUUCCCCGAUACUGACAACACUUGGGAGCCAGAAGAAAACCUUGAUUGCCCUGAGUUAAUCGCUGCCUUCCUGGAGUCACAGAAAGGUGUGGUUGAGAAGCCUGACUCCAACAAGAGGAAGUCCUCAACAGACGAGCCGGAGACGGAGGAAAGCAGGGCGAAGAGGAAGAAGGAGAUGAGUGAAAAACCGAGGGGGUUUGCCAGGAACUUGGAACCCGAGCGGAUCAUAGGAGCAACAGAUAGCAGCGGAGAACUGAUGUUUCUGAUGAAAUGGAAGGAUUCAGAUGAGGCAGACCUGGUGCCAGCACGAGAGGCCAACACCCGCUGUCCGCAGGUGGUUAUUGCUUUCUAUGAGGAGAGGCUAACCUGGCACUCGUGCCCAGAGGAUGAACAGCACUAGUCUUCUACACGGCAUCUAAGUCCUGUGCCAACCCUGAUGCUCUCGGGCUACACCACCGGUUACAGCUUGUGGCCAAAAUACAUUUCCAUGUUUUGGACAGCAUGACCGCCUUUUACCGUCUGACAGGUUGAGGGGACGGGGGUGUGAUUUUAAGACAAAAAUAAAAAACGAUUUGUUCUGUUAGGCUGCUGUGCAACUGUUUUUGUUUAAUGCGUUUUUGUCUAAAGACGUCCGUUUGCCAUGUGUCACUAUCCACUGGCCAUUUAUGGUUUUAUCACAUUGGGUUGAUGCUUGGCCUGAUUUUGAAUAGUUCUGCUGUAUAUUUUCUGUAAAUAUUUUUUCAAAAAAAACCAGAAAAGGUCUGAUUAAAGUUAUGUGCCUUUUUUUUUAAACUGCUGUUGUCCCAGUGUGCUUUUUAUCUGUGAUUGAAUCACUCGAAAUCAAUCGGUUGUUGCAUCAAUAGGUACAGUGUAUGGUUUUAAGUAAAUAACCCCCACCCCCUCUCUUCCAUUCUGACCGUGUUUAUUCUGUAGGGUUGCUGCUUAAGCGUUGUCCCUUCAGGUUUGAACGAUGUACUGAACAGUUUUUAACCCAGUUUCCAUACAGAAAUUAUGAUCAUUAUAUCCUGCGUAUUAGAAUUGUCCCAAUGCUUCAGAUGUAGGCUGGACAUGGUGUCCUAUAUUUGGAUGAGCAUAUGGAUAAGAGGAGACGUCAAACAUCAGUUAAUGAUGAUGCACAAUCAGCUUUCAGUGUAACGAUUCCACACACUUCCUACAAAUGCAACAUGUCCCUGUCAAUGCUGUUGGUUUCCACUCCUAUGUUUGUGUUAUAUUUAUGUUUAAAAUUAUUACAUUAAAAGCUUAGUAUGUAUUA